GCGGAGCCUGAGCCGUCCUGCUGUCGUCACUUCCAGCGGACCCGGAAGCGCCCUUGUGGGGCCGCUGUAGUUAAGAAGUUUCCGUGUGGUUGCGCUCAGCUUAAACCCUUGGCGGACUGUGGGCCGAGGGCUGUCGCGGGCUGCUCUGGCCCGGACGAGUGGGAAGCGCUGAGCGGCUUCUGAGACCCGGCGGGCGAUCCCUGGCAGUGAGUUCCUCUUGUGCUGGCGUCGCCCCGCCUCCAGGGUAGGACCGCCCCCGUCCUCCGUGCCUGGGACCCGGUGGCGCUUCUGCCAUCCUGCCCCGCCACCUUGCAUCCGUCUCGGACAGCUGGGAGGAACAGGUGUGGGACUGCGGGGACAGCAGAGCCCACCAGCGUCUUCGCGACCCUCUCCAGGGCUAUCCGCGCUGACGUUGAACAACCGUUCUGAAUCCUCAUGGAGAAGUUUGGGAUGAAUUUCGGGGGCGGCCCCAGCAAGAAGGACCUGCUGGAGACCAUUGAGACGCAGAAGCAGCAGCUCCUCCAGUACCAGGCACGUCUGAAGGAUGUGGUCCGCGCCUAUAAAAGCCUACUGAAAGAGAAAGAAGCGCUAGAGGCCAGCAUCAAAGUGCUGUCGGUAUCCCACGAGGCAGAUGUGGGCCUCACAGGUAUCCAGCCUCCAGGCCUCACCUGUCCUGACUCCGUGGAUGACCGAUGCUCCACUCACAGCGAAGAUAGCACUGGGACUGCCACCAGCUUGGAUACAGCGGCCAGUCUUACAAGCACCAAAGGUGAGUUUGGGGUGGAAGAUGACAGACAGACCCGUGGACCACCACCUCCAAAGUCCGAAGAGGCCAGCGGGUCGGAGAGUGGUGUUAGCAGUAGCAGUGGAGAUGGACCGUCUGCUGGUGGGGAGGUAGAAAAACGAUUGCACCAGCUGAAGACUCAGUUGGCUACUUUGACCAGCUCUUUGGCUACAGUCACCCAGGAGAAAUCCCGCAUGGAAGCUUCUUACCUGGCUGACAAGAAAAAGAUGAAACAGGAUUUAGAGGAUGCCUGUAAAAAGGCAGAGGAAGAGAGGGACCGUCUGGAGGGAGAAUUGAAGGGGCUGCAGGAGCAGAUAGCAGAAACUAAAGCCAGACUUAUCACACAACAGCAUGAUCGGGCACAAGAGCAGAGUGACCAUGCCUUGAUGUUGCGUGAGCUCCAGAAACUGCUACAAGAGGAGAGGACCCAACGCCAAGACUUGGAGCUUCGGUUGGAAGAGACCCGAGAAGCCCUGGCGGGGCGGGCAUAUGCAGUUGGUCAAAUGGAAGGGUUUGAACUGCAGACCAAACGGCUGACCUCUGAGGUGGAGGAGCUCAAAGGUGAGCUGCAGGCUCUUCGGGAUGAGAAGAAUCAGCCAGACCCCCGGCUGCAGGAGCUUCAGGAAGAGGCUGCCUACCUUAAGAGCCAUUUCCAGGCUCAGUUGCAGCAGGAAAUAAGGAAGACAGCCCUUGCAGAGGAUCAACUACGCCAGCAAUCUCAGCUGGAAGAGCAGAGGGUGGCAUCCCUGGAGAACCAAAUAUCUGAGGUGUCGGAACUGCUGGGCACCUAUGAGAAAGCCAAGCAGAAGGACCAACUAGCCAUCCAGAAGCUGAAGGAGCGCAUUCUGCAGCUGGACCUGGAGAACAAGACACUGGCUCUUGCAGCCUCCAGCCGGUCCCCUCUAGACAGCCAUGGAGAGGAAUCCAGUCUGGACGUCAAUGUCCUGAAGGACAAGAUGGAGAAGCUGAAGAGGCUACUGCAGGUGGCAGCCAGGAAAAGCCAGGUGACCUUGGAUGUGGAGAAGCUCUGUGACCUGGAGAUAAUGCCCAGCUCCGAGGCCGCCGAUGGGGAGAAGGCUACUGCGCUCUACUACCAACAGGAGCUGAAACAGCUGAAGGAAGAGUUUGAGAGGUACAAGAUGAGGGCCCAGGUCAUCCUCAAGAACAAGAAUGCCAAAGACGGGAACCUGGGCAAGGAGCUGGAGGAAGCCCAGAACCAGCUUGCUGAGCUGAAGGAGAAAUAUAUCUCCCUGCGGCUGUCCUGUGAGGAGCUUGAGCGCCAGCACCAGCAGGAGGCCGAGGACUGGAAGCAGGAGCUGGCCAAGGUACAGCAUCACCACCGGCAGGAGCUGGAGCGGAGCCAGCUGGAUUUCAGGGACCGCACGCUGAAACUGGAGGAGGAGCUGCACAAGCAGCGGGACCGUGCCCUGGCAGUGCUGGCCGAGAAGGACUUGGAGCUGGAGCAACUGCGUUCUGUGGCCUUGUCCUCUGGGCUGCCAGGACGCAGAAGCCCUGUGAGUAGUGGGGGUCCUGGGGACCCGGCUGACACAGCUUCCCCAGAUAGUUUGACCCAAGCACUGCAACUAGCUGCGGCCAAUGAGCCCACUUUCUUCCUAUAUGCUGAGCAAUUGGCCCGCAAGGAGGUGGAGAUCACGUUGUUGAGGAAGCAGAAGCAUAGGCUGGAGGUUGAGGUGCAUCAGCUGCAGGAGCAGCUGCUGGAGGAGGGCGAGCGGCAUCGGGAGGAGGUUGGAGUCCUGCAGAGCCACAUUGAAAAGAACAUCAGGGACCAGAGUAGGGAAGGAGCCAACCUGGAGUACCUCAAAAAUAUCAUCUACCGCUUCCUGACCUUGCCUGACAGCCUGGGCCGCCAGCAGACACUCACAGCUAUCCUGACUAUCUUGCAUUUCAGUCCAGAGGAGAAACAAGUGAUAACGCGGCUCUCACCCAGUGGUAGCUGGUGGCCUUCUGGCAAGAGAUGAUGCUGUUUUCACUAACUCCUGAGAUUCCUGUGCCUGUUAUGUGGGAAGGGACAGAUUCUGGUUUCUACUGCCUCUUCUCUUACCUUUUCAUAUCUUACUUCACUGUGUUGAACUGGGAGGAGUCUUCAAAAUGGGGUGGGAUUUUCUGCCAAAUGCCAUUAAUGCUACUUUGUGCUUAGGCCCUAGGGACACUGGCAGUUUUGGGUGGGAUGGCAUCUUCUGGUGGUGUGUGUGUUGGGGGAAAUGGUGAGAAUCUUUGAAAAUGAGACAUUUUUGUUUUAAUAUUAUGCUCCAGGUGCAGAGCUAGGAGUAAAUAUGACUCCAAAGGGAGUUCAGUUAAUUUCUAAACAUGUACAAAGACCAGCUGUUUUCUCCGUCAUCUCAGUCUGAGUCUGGUCCACUGCUGCCCCAAUUCUCUGGGGACAUAAAUCCAGGCUAGAGAGGGACCAGAAAGUUUGAAAAGUUUGAAUAGUGACAGAUUGUCCACUAGUCCAAAGGGCCAAGGAAUAGUGAGUUCAUCCUAGAACUGGGGAGCUUGGUCUGGUUAGGGUUGGGUAGGACCUAAUUAAUUUAGACAAAACACACCACUUGUGACAUCCUGGAGGGAGCCCUGAGCACCAAUUCAAUGUUAGGGAUUUCCCAAGUGACUUGCUUUUGGCCUGGAUAGGAUUACAACGGACCUUUCACACAUGUCCCUGCCUUAACCUGCCUGCCUGAGGUUGGCCUGAGAUUGUGAGUGAAUGCUAUCUUUUUUUCAAUGUUGACCUUCCACUAAGGGGUCUGAUCAGGAAGCUCUCAUCCUGCCUGGAUGCAAGGAAUUAGCUCAGAUUUAUAGGGAAGAGGAGGAAGAUUUGCUGCAGAAGUUUCCAGAAGUAUGCUGUAGGAAAGUGGCUAAAUCUCCACGUCCCUGCAGCCAGGGUGUUUGUGGGUCACUGUCACCAGGGUAUUUUGCACACUCCUUUAGGGAGGCAGUAGAGUGUUAGUCCACAGUCUUCAUCUUCCCUUUAUGUGUUACUGUAACUUUUCCUCCUCCCGUGGGAUUUCCUACCUAAGUAGAUUCUUACAUAAGUAGAUUCAUUCUGCACUUAAGGAAAGGAGGCUUAUUUUUCAGGCAGUCUGGAAAGGAGGGACUCAGAAUUCUGAGUCAGAUUCAAACAGUAUCAAUUUCUGUAUUCGUUCCUUGUCCCCAUCUGCUCUUGCUGGUUAUAGAAAUCUUUGGAUCCUAAAGACCAAAAUUGAGUGCUUUGCCACCCAACUGAACAAAUAUGUAUUCUUUUGUUAUUUCAUCAGAGAGAUCUGUUCUGCGAGAGCUUGGAAUGCAGAAAACUUUGAUUAAAUGUUCUGAUUUGGAGGCUGGGUGACCUGGACUAUCUGCAAAGAAUGUGUUCAAACGAUAAUAACAUAAACUGUGGAAUUAUUAAACCUGAAUAACUGA
Molecule: messenger RNA, 4198 nt
Organism: Pteropus alecto (black flying fox)
Lineage: Eukaryota; Metazoa; Chordata; Mammalia; Chiroptera; Pteropodidae
Gene: GCC1
Product: GRIP and coiled-coil domain containing 1
Exons: 2
Coding region: 436-2763 (775 amino acids)
Cellular component (GO): Golgi apparatus
Source: RefSeq, a predicted model, not a curated record